AGUGGCUUGCAGGAGGCGUAUUUCUCAAGAUUCGAUUCCGACAGAAAGGAUACUUACCCCAAUGUGAAAUAUCUACGAAGGUAUUCGUAUUCUACUACUUUCUACUUCGUCGAAAGAACGUGGCCGCCCGCCCCGUCACACCGUAGUACUACUAGACCAGAUUUCGAAGUUGCAGACACUCGUAGUACCAAUCAACAAAAUUAUCCUCCUCAAUACAUUUUUCUAAGGUUAUUUCCCGCCUUCUUCCCUCAACAUCUACAUCUACUCUUCCAAACAAAGUCAAAAUGCAGUCGCCUCGGAAAAAGAAGGUUAUGGUCAACACUUCUCCGAUGGUUUUUCAUCAUCUCUGCAGCUCUGUCGCACUGACGGCAACUGUGUGGCUGAGUGCAAGUCCAACCUCGACUUUAAUCUCCGCAACGACCUCCUCUUCCUCUUCCAAACGAAGGCCUGCUUCCAAAUCCGCCACUUCUCGAAUUCUGCCCAACCCCCUCCAAGAGCCGGAGAAAUGUGGGGCGAUCAAACAAGGCUAUCGGGUGUGCGACCUCGAUGGGCUGUUUCACCCGAUUGAGUUGGAGAGGGUGCAGCACGCAAUCACCGUGGCGAGUGGGAAGCCUGGCGCAGAUGGUGGGAGGGACGAAAAGGGAGGGGACACGAAUAAGGGAGAAGAUUCUCAAGCCCCCGCUGCCGGAGUAGAUCAUGCGGCCGACGCAGCUGGUGCCUCGUCAUCUGGGGCGGGUAAGGCACCACCGGACGGGGCAGAUGCGCGCAAGGAGGGAGAUGCUUGUAUCAAUCCUUUUCCUCAGUUUAUUUUGUCAUAGCUUUGUCUCGAACAUGUUGUACAAACGGUUUUCUGGCCGUCCUUUUAUCUUUUCACAAAUACGAAGAGCCUUUGCAUUUUUGCCCUACUCCGAAAACAAACUUGAGGUCGCGGCGUGGAGCUGGCCAUCGCGGUGAGAGAAUACGAAGAGGAUGCGUCGACCGCCUGCCGGCAAACCAUGGACUCCUGGCAGGUCGGGGACAAGCACUGCCAGAACGGCGUCCUCAUCUUUCUCGCGACGAAGUCCCGGCAAGUGCACAUCUGCACGGGCAGGGGGGCGAAAAAAACCGUGUUGCCCGACAGGAAGGCGGCGAAGGUGGUGGAGUUGAUGAAGCCUUUAUUAAAAGAAGAGGAAUACCCCAAGGCUUUGGAGGCCGCUUGCGGCCGGAUUUGGCGUUACGUCUUGGAUCAGUCCGUCGAUGGGAGUAGUCGUGGUAGUAGUUCUACCGGGGUGGACGAAACCGGAUCGGAGGACGAAGAUGACAAUUGGGUGUUUCUCAUCGGGAUUUUCUUCUGGGUUGCACUGCUGAUCUACCGGCACUUCCAGCAGAGCCGGCUGAAGUCGAGUUACGACUUGUGCAAAAAGAAACUGUCGAAAUUGCAGCAACAAAGAGCAGAGGCAAAUGCGAAGAAGUAAGUACUUGGUUUAGUCGGUUUUUGUCCUUCAUCUUUUCAUACUUCUGUGUACUACAAUGAAUUUUUUUUGCCAACCAGAAAACGUUCAUCGAUCGUAUCCUGGUCGUGCGAUCAGCACUAGUAAGCUAUUGAAGAUGUUUCUUCAUGUCAUCAUCAUCAUCAUCAUCAACCCUCUCAGGUUCGACACGCUGAAGGGUUCCUGCCCGAUUUGCCUGGAAGAGUUCAAAACCGGAAGGAGGACCAGAAAAAAGGGACGACCUCCAGCUUCGACCCACGAGGAGGAGCAGGAACCAAUAAUACAGGAGCUCGACGACCCGGUUGAUGUUGAAGGCACCACCAGCACCGCAACUGUGGUCCGCAAGCGGCAGACCCCGGAGAAGAGAAGGAGGAAAAAAAUCACGGCGGACGUAUGGCGUUCUCAAACGUUUUUACAUUCUCAACUGUUGCAUGAGUUUGUAUAUGCAAGAAUAGCAUUGGUGAGAGGGGGAACCUUGCGCGUCUUGCAUUACAGAUAUGGUGCGAGUUCUAAUGCUAUUUAGCCCUCCGAGAAUUUGUCAAUGCGAAGCAGCUGGGUCGUCUGGUGGCUCGUGGUCAUUUUGCAUGACAAAUCAUGUAACAGCUGAGCGCGUAACAUUUGAGAGCCCCAUAGGACGGCGACGAAGUGAAUGUCGCGGACUACGACAGCGACGACGACUAUGGAUGUGUCAGGAUCGAAAUCGACAAAAUCGAAAAACUUGUGAUGCAUAAAAUGCAGGGCACUCAAGCCCUGUGUUGGGGAGCAGGCAAAUGAGACCGAUUGUGAGCCUGUUUAGGGGUAUGCAAUGUGCUGCCAGAGUAGCAUGGCAGGAGCAGUCUUCUUUGCCCAAACAGCAUUACAGACUGGAUUUGGAUGCUCCCGAAAUUUGUCAUGCGCCGCUUGGAAACUGAGGCCCCAACUGGUAUCGAUUUUAUGCAUCACAAAUUUUUCGACUUUGUCAAUUUCGAUUCUGACACAUCCAUAACGACGCCUAUCUCGUAGAGCCCGAAGACGCGGCGAAUGAGGAGGAGGAGGAAGGAAGCCAUCAAAGUGUAGGAACUAGUACAAGCAGUGGUGGACAACGACAAGGGCACCAGCACGAUGCAGACGAGGACCCAGAAGAUGCCUCGGAUGACGCAGCGGACGAGAUCAAAAUUCUCACCUGCGGUCACGCGUUCCACGCGGCGUGUUUAGACGGGUGGGAGCGGAGCUCUUCCCUCUGCCCGGUGUGCCGCGCCCCGCAAGAGCAGACCUUAGAUGCGACCACGGGGCAGCAGAUUGCGGUGCGCGAUACAACUGGGACCACGAGUUCCUCUUCUAGCUCCACGCCCGCGGACAUUCUCGCCGGCGCGGUCCCGCAAAGUAGGCAAGUAUCGCUGCACCGCGACUACCUGUUCCGGAUGAACCGGUUGCGAUUGAUGUACCCAGACUACGUCACCACCUCGUUAGUCGACCGCUGGACUGCGCCAAGCUUUUCGGGAAGCCCGUUGGCAGAUGUGGAUUUCGUCCGGUCGCAGCCGGGGUUCAACAGCGGUGGGGGAAACAGUAGCAAUUUCGGGACGGGGGGAGGAAGUUCUGGGUCCUGGAUGUCGUCCUCGAGCUCCUUCGGCGGGGGGAGCUCGUUCGGCGGCGGCGGGUCGGGAAGCUCGUGGUAGAAGAUUAAGAUGGUAAUGAAAGAAUGCUGCAGUUGUGUGCUGUUUUCGAAAUCGAAAUCAACAAACUCCGCUUCGAGGAGCCACGACGUCUCGUCCCACGACCUGUAUCUAAAAAAAUAGCGACUCAUAUUCCGGCAUUGAAUUGGACUGCUUACGGAAUCUGUUAUGCCCGAACGUCAUAUGUUACAGAAACAUGUUGGGCACCAGAUUACCGCCAGCUAGACCAGCGAGAUGAAGACGUCAUUUAUCUCAAAAGAGACAGCUUGCUCAAGAAAUAGCUCUUGUCUUGCCCGUUUAUUCAGUCACGAAACACUGAACAGACUGCAC
Molecule: messenger RNA, 3451 nt
Organism: Amoebophrya sp. A120
Lineage: Eukaryota; Dinophyceae; Syndiniales; Amoebophryaceae
Source: the annotation of a GenBank genome assembly